AUGGCUACCGGCGCUCGCUCAGCUAAGCGCCGCAAGCUGAGCCCACCCGACGACGAUGCGCUCGCAGCCGCCGAUAAAUCGACGCCGGGUCCCACGCCUGCGAAAAGCACUCUGAAGCGACCGACACGCCGCGCCGGCCUCCUUUCCACCGAUGGUAGCCGCGCCAGCUCGAGACUCACCCGCCGACAAGGUCACGCCAACGACCUCGACGACCCAGACGUAUACGACGAUUUCGACAGCGCCUUUGGAGAAUCGCCGGCCAGACAGCUGCAAAGCGAAACUAUUACCGCUACAAAACGCGCACAGCUACCAAAGAGAGCAACGCGGGCGAAGCCAAAGGUUGCGACCCAGAGCGACUCGCAGAAGGAGAAUAUCCCUGAGGACGACAGCGAGCAGGAUAAUGAGGAAAAGGUUGUGCCGAAGCCUGUGAGGCGCGGUCGCAACGCGCGGGUGGAGGAGACUGAGGCUGCGCCUGAAGCAGAGAAAGAUGACACCGAUGAGCUUGUGUCUGCGCCUGCGCGGUCGCGGAGUGGAAGAGCGAAAGCGGGGGCGAAGAAGCAAGAGACGCCGGCCAAGAAGGCACGCACAACAAGGAAAGCACAGGAAAAUGGUCACGAAGAGCAGGACGACGAGCCUCGGACUGCCAGGAAGCCAGCCGGAAAGACAAAGACACCGACUAAGCCCCGGGCAUCAGCUAUAGAGCCGGCGGAGGAGAAGGCGAACUUGCUAGACUUGGUUGAAACUGGGGAUAAGGCAAGUGAAAACGACGCAGGAGAUGCUACACCGGAACCGACGGUAUCGCCCGUUUCGAAGCGGCGUAACCAUUCCGUCAAGUCGCAGAGCACACCAAAGAAGGCGGUUGAGCCUUCUGGAACUGAACCAUCACGAAGUGCUUUAACCUCGGUCAAGGUCAAGGUUCUGGCUCAAAUCACCGGCAAGGAGCCCGUACCGCUAGUCGGCCUUGAAGAAGAAUACAAGAAGGUCCAUCAGCUCGUGGAGCAGACCAUCAGUGCAGGAGAAGGAAAUUCUAUGCUCAUGAUUGGGGCUCGGGGAAGUGGCAAGACAGCGCUGGUCAAUCAGGUGUUGAGAGAACUGUCCAAGGAUCAGCGGCAGGACUUCCAUGUUAUCAGGCUGAAUGGCUUUUUCCAUACCGAUGACAAGCUUGCGCUCCGUGAAAUCUGGAGACAGCUUGGAAAGGAGAUGGAUGUAGAGGAAGACACUAUCGGCAAGAACUAUGCCGAUACACUGGCUACCCUCCUCGCUCUCUUAUCUCAUCCUUCGGAGCUGGUGGGAGAGGAGUCCAACGAAGUCGCCAAAGCAGUCAUCUUCAUUAUGGAUGAGUUCGACCUCUUCGCUUCGCAUCCUCGUCAAACUUUGUUGUACAAUUUGUUCGACAUUGCACAGUCCAAAAAAGCGCCUAUUACCGUCCUAGGCUUAACGACAAGAAUCGGUGUCUCUGAGAAUCUUGAAAAGCGAGUGAAGAGCAGAUUCAGCCAUCGAUACGUUCACUUGUCGUUAGCAAAGAACUUGGCAUCCUUUCAGGAAAUGUGCAAGUCGAACCUGAUGCUACGGCCUGAGGCGUUCAGCGAGUGGGAGCCGACCACGUUUACUGGUCAAACUCCAUCGAAGUCCCGGACUAGCUCCAAGAGCAAGCAAGCGGCAAAUCCCACGAACCUCAUUACAGCUUGGAAUGCUUCGAUAGAUUCUCUCUUCGCCGACCCUCAAUUCAUCCAGACCUACCUUGCCCCGCACUAUCACCUCCACAAGUCCGUCCCCGCGGCUCUCUCGACCUUCCAGGUCCCCAUCGCCCUCCUUUCACCCGACACCUUCCCCCUCACGCCAGCCCACUUCGUCCCUCCCACCUCAACCACCGCGGCCGCAGCAACAUCGGCAACCCUCCUGGCCCCGCCAGACUCGAAGCUCUCCCUCCUCCCGCACCUCUCCGACCUCGGCCUCGCGCUACUCGUCGCCGCCGCCCGCCUCGACAUCAUCCACGACGCCGACACGUGCAACUUCAACAUGGCGUACGCCGAGUACGUGGCGCUGGCCAGCCGGGCCAAGAUCGCCUCGGCCGCCGGCGGCGCCCUCGCCUCGGGCACCAAGGUCUGGGGCCGCGAGCCCGCGCGCCGCGAGUGGGAGAACCUCAUUCGCUGGGAGCUGAUCAUGCCCGUCGUGGGUGGAGGCGGUAGCGGUGGGGGCAUUGGUGGAGGUACGGCUGAUAGCGCCAUGGUGAGGUGUGAUGUCGCGCUCGAGGAGAUUGCGCCGAGCGUGGGGCCGGGGUUGGAUAGGGUUGUGGAGAGAUGGUGUAGGCAGAUUUGA
Molecule: messenger RNA, 2319 nt
Organism: Lasiodiplodia theobromae
Lineage: Eukaryota; Fungi; Ascomycota; Dothideomycetes; Botryosphaeriales; Botryosphaeriaceae
Product: Origin recognition complex subunit 4
Exons: 2
Coding region: 1-2319 (772 amino acids)
Biological process (GO): DNA replication; DNA replication initiation
Cellular component (GO): nucleus; nuclear origin of replication recognition complex
Molecular function (GO): DNA replication origin binding; ATP hydrolysis activity
Source: RefSeq, a predicted model, not a curated record